AGGGUGUGGGUGCCGCGGAGGAGGACGAGGCACACGUUGACCUUGAGGUUGGCGUGGCCGAGGGGGAGCGGACACCGAGGGGAGAGGGGGGCGUGCCGAAGUCCGAUCCGAUGGCUCAUCAGAGGGCGGUGGACUAGGAGCGGAGGUGCGGGAAGAAGGCCGUCCCGCCUGAGACGACAUGCACGCCGAGUUCUUCGAAGAGUGCUGUUCCUGAUAGAGCAAGCACAUCGGGUUCUUCGAAGAGGAAGGAGGGGGGUGCACAACUUUCUGGCACCAGUGCAGGGAAGAGGCUGCGGCAACAGAAAAUGACGGACACGUAUGGUGGUGAGUGGAUUGGUGAGUGGAGGAACGCAUUCUUUCGCUGGGUGUAUUUCAGCGGGAUUGCCUUCAAUGCCUUCCGCAACACGCCGUACCGGGACCUCCAGCAGGUUGCUCUUCGGCAACCUGGUGGAGCACCUCUUCCCGUGCUUCCAUCCCACAGCGAGAUUGCAGACAUGCGAACUGUAGAGAUUCACCGCGAGCAGUUGGCGGAGGAGUUGGAGGAGGUUAGGCAACCAUUAUGGGUGAGUGGCGCCACCCUCCUCUCUGACGGGAGGAAGUCACGAGAUGGGCGACCGAUCGUGAACUUCCUCGCAAUUGGGUCUCGAGGGGUCGUCAUGUACACGACGAUCAACCGAGAGGGGGAGCCGGAUGAUGCGGUGCACGUCCUGCAGAGAUGGGUCGCCAUCUUUCAUGAUUUCAGAUUCGGUGGCCCACAGCGGGUCAAUGCUAUAUGCACUGACUCCGCCUCUGCAUAUGUGGGGGCUGCGAGGGCUUUGGCCUCGCCAUCUAUGCCCCCUGAGCUGAGGAGGAUCACUUGGCUCCCGUGUUGCGUCCAUGUCUGCAACAAGUUGUUGUCACACAUUGGCACGAUCUGCACCUCUUUCGUGGACACGAUCACGCGUGCCCGAGUUCUGGUGGUGUUUUUCAAAACCCACCAGGCCGCUCUCAGCUUCUUUCGGAAGCGGAGCGCGACGUUGGGCCUCGUGCUUUCAUGCGAGACGCGCUUUGCGUCCGUGUACUCCAUGUUGGAGAGGUUGCUCGCUCUGCAUGAUUGUUUGCAGGGCAUGAUGACAACGGAGGAUGAUCGGGCAUGGGCUAGGAUCCCGUGGUCCCCCGACGUUUGCGACAUGGCGCGUUGGGUGCGCCGACAGAUCCGGUGGUCCCCUUGGUGGGAGAGGAUGCGUGCCAUCAAGCACGUCAUGGAUCCUGUCAUGGACUUGCUGAGGCGGAUGGACCGUGGCGGGCAGUUCAUGUCCCUCGUUGUAGAGUGGACUCGGGAUCUUGCACGCCUUGUGCGGGACGUUUGCAUUCCCCUUGGCCAGUCCUUUUCUGACCGUAUCAUGAGGCGUGUGCAGGCCCGUAUACAGCACAUGUUGGAGCCCGCACACUGCGCCGCGUUCUUACUGAACCCCCGUCGCCGGAAUGUUCAKUACUUCUCCGCGCAGCUCGACCGGUACCACACUUGGCUUGUUCGACAAGCCAAGAGGUAUCUAUUGUCUCAGACGGGCCAUGAUGAGUCGGGUGGUCGUUACCUUGAGGUAUGUCGGCAGUUCGAGGACUUUCACAUGCAGCAGGGUAGGUAUGGGUCUUGGGGCGGGKCAGAGGGCCGCGCUCGAGCGCGUAGUUGCAGCGGAGACUGCGAGACGUUGGAGUGUGCGUCGUGGUGGUCUCAGUACGGGGGAGAGGCGCCCGAUUUACAGCAGUGCGCUCUUCGUUUGAUGCACAUGUGGUCCUGCGCCUCUCCAGCGGAGAGGAACUGGGCGGUCCACGAGGGCAUCCAUACGAAGAAGCAUAAUCAGUUGGCCUUCGAGAAGGUCGUUCAUCUUGUUGAGAUCACUGCAAAUGUGCGGUUGAUGGAGUAUAGACGUGCAGGUUGUAGAUACGUCCUCCCUUGGCAGCGAGACGAGGGCAUGCUUGACGCUCAGGCGGGAUUGGACGUGGAACCUGUGCGCUCGGGGACUAUGAGUGGGAUGACGGAGGAGGAGAUCGAGGAGCAGGCCGCCCUCAUUGCGCGCGAUCCCAUUGGGUCUUCAACGCCGCCCCCUGUUGAGUUUGUUUUCGGUGCUCGUGCGACUAUCUUCCGCCCAUACCCCAGGGACGAUGACUCUGCGGACGAGAGGGAGUCGGAAGCACCAGACGACCCAAUGCUUCCCAUCCUGCGUGAGAUUGAUGAGUUGCACGAGGGGGGCGACGUGCGAGAAAUCACCCACUGCCGCGUGGGAGGAUACGUGUCCUUGCACGACCUUGCGGGAGGAGACGCCUGCUCCCAUGACUGCGAGGCGACGAUGAGGGACGAUGAGGGAGAGGAGGCUGUGGCAGGGGUAGACGAGAGCGUGGCUGGGGUAGAUGAUGGUGCUGCCCAGGUUGAGAUGGAGGAGGAUGUGGUGAGGGCAGAUGCUGCUGCGUUGGUUGGGGGAGAGGAGGGUGUGGUAGGGGGGGACGUCGCCCAUGGUACAGGAGAGGGAGGCGCCCACCUUGACACGAUCGUCCAGCGUUUCGUCGAUGACGAGAUGGAUCCCGCUUUAGCAGGUUUGACCCCGGGCACGAGGAGGGCACUGGGGGCGUCGCCAUCAGGACAGAGGCGGGCGUCGGGGCUGGGGAUGGGGGAUUUCAUGGACAUGUCUUUGGGGGAUCCGCCCACCCCUGCUCACGCAGAGAGAAAGGAUGUGGCGCGUGCCCUAGAGGCCGCUGGGUACUCCACACAGGAGAUCGAGCAGGCAUUUGCAGGACGCUCCGGGAGAGAGACAGACUCGCUUCAGGAGAGGUGCGAGGAGGUAGUAGAGAAGCCACAAGAGGAGCGUGAGGAUGCACCCCCUGCAGAUAUCCACGGAGGUAGUAGUUCAUUAGGCUAUGACGGACUGAUAAGGGCCCUGCCCUCCUGUACAAAACACAACCCAAAGCAGCUAUGGUGCUGCCGAUGUCCAAAGGACAACCCAAGAGCAGUUAUGCCACUGCUGACUGGUCCGCCAUGCCUGACUCUGCCGUGAGCUUCCUUGCUGCAGCGCUACCCCAACUGGGGCCUUCCGGAUGCAGCGCCCAACAAGGUGAUGAAGACGGUGUCCACCAUAG
Molecule: messenger RNA, 3111 nt
Organism: Chara braunii
Lineage: Eukaryota; Viridiplantae; Streptophyta; Charophyceae; Charales; Characeae
Source: the annotation of a GenBank genome assembly